AUGUUGAACUCUAUCGAAUAUAUAACACACAUUUUAGAAGAUGUGUUGAUAUAUAUAUAUAUAUAUAUAUUUAACUUCGUCCAGGUUGUCAAAUCCCUGAGUGCUGAUCAAAGUACACCAAAAUCUUCUGACACUGAUGUACACACACAAAAUGUAAACAAAGACUGUAUCCAUAGUGAUGACCUUGACAACAGACUUGUUGAUCAGAUCAAAGAUAAGGUGGAAUGUAAAGAAGGUCAAGGAGAUGAAGAAGAGAAUUGUAAUGAAGAUUUGGUCCUCAGCCAUCAGGAAGUUAUGAUAAAAGUCCAGAGUACAUUGUCUGAUAUAAUAACGGCAGAUCCACUGUUGUAUGACCUGCCGCCACAGGUGACGUUAGAAGAAAUUAAUUCCUACAUUGCCUUAGAAUAUGGACAGGCCAUGAUUGUCAAUGUCAGAAGAGCAGAUGAUGAAGUUUUACCCAUUGUUGUUACCCAGAAUGCAACUGUGUUAGAUUUGAAGCAUGCCAUCAAGCGAUAUGUCAACCUGAAACAAGAAAGAGCCAAUGGAAAAUUACAUUUGAGCUGCUCAACAAAUAGCUAUGAAAACUAUACCAUGAUAUUAAACUGGAGAUAUAUAUGGAAACGUUUUUGGCUAUACUUUGAUGGAGAGAAACUCACAGAUGACAAAAAAUUACUUAAAGAAUAUGGUAUAAGAAAUAAAGAAGAAGUUACCUUCGUCAAACGACUGAAAGAAAAAGGGAAACACAGAAGAUGAACUGCUAGUGUGUUUUGACUUACAUCUAUGAACAGACAUAAAGAGCGAAAAAAGAAGGUGCUGUUCUGGUGAACAAGCUGGAGAUAUUAAGAAAGCAAUAAAAUGAGAAGAAUACACUCUGCAAACAAAUAGAUGGAAGAAUAUACUUAACUUACUCUUGGGUGAUACUUCCAUGUAUUGAGAGAAAUUCACAUUUUCAUGGGAUCUUGAAGUAUUGCUUAGAAUUUGAUGAUGUGGCUAAAGAAUUGUGUUAUAUUUGAUUGUUGUACUUUUAUUUGAUAAAUGUUAAUAGUAUGUUGAUAUAAAUAAAUCACCUGUAAAUUAUUUA
This is a messenger RNA of Mytilus californianus (California mussel), 1081 nucleotides long. RefSeq names its product U11/U12 small nuclear ribonucleoprotein 25 kDa protein-like. Gene Ontology annotation, molecular function: protein binding. The transcript has 7 exons. NCBI's taxonomy places the organism in Eukaryota, Metazoa, Mollusca, Bivalvia, Mytilida, Mytilidae. The record is from RefSeq and is a predicted model, not a curated record. Gene Ontology annotation, cellular component: U12-type spliceosomal complex. Gene Ontology annotation, biological process: mRNA splicing, via spliceosome. The coding region runs from base 1 to 753 and encodes 250 amino acids.